AUGGCUUCACCUCGGAAGGCUAUUGUCGUAGGAGUUAGUGGUUGCUCCUCGAGUGGGAAAACAACGUUGAGUCGCUUACUGCGAGACAUCUUCCCAAAUGCGUUUGUCCUGCACGAAGAUGACUUCUACAGAGCCGAAGUUGAGCUUCCUAGCAAGGAGGGACACUUGGAUUGGGAUUGUGCAGAAUCGCUUGACCUUCCUGCGAUGGUAAGCUCGAUGGAGCACAUUCACAAAGAGGGGACUUUUCCGCCGGAUCUCGACUCCAAAGAAGAUCAGAAUUCAGUUGGCAAGUGUCCUGUUCCAGAUUCUACGAUUGAGUCUCUUAAAGAAACUGUCAAGGCUUGGGGCGAGCCAGGAAACCCAGGCCAUGGUCUGUUGGAUUCUGCAGAGAACCCCGUCCGGCUCUGCAUAUUUGAUGGCUUCCUCCUUUAUUCUGACACGAUGGCAGUAGUCCAGCCACAUAUUGAUAUUAAGCUAUUUUUGCGUGUUAGCUACGCUAAAGCUAAGGCGCGACGAGAAGCCAGAAGUGGAUAUGUCACUCUUGAAGGAUUCUGGGAAGAUCCACCUGGAUACGUUGACAAGAUUGUUUGGCCAAACUAUGUGAACGAUCACAAGUGGAUGUUUGAAGAUGAAAACGUCGAAGGGAAAGUCAAGGGCGAGAUGCUCAAGCAAACGAAUAUUCAGACCCAGAUAGGAGAUCCAGAUAUCGACAUGGCCACAACAUUGGAAUGGGCAGUGAAAGUGCUCAUGCAACAGUUACCAAAGAUUCUUUCAGGAAGCUCUCGUACCGCGAUUUGA
This is a messenger RNA of Glarea lozoyensis ATCC 20868, 798 nucleotides long. Its product is annotated as P-loop containing nucleoside triphosphate hydrolase. The record is from RefSeq and is a predicted model, not a curated record. Bases 1 to 798 code for a protein of 265 amino acids. The transcript has 3 exons. Lineage: Eukaryota; Fungi; Ascomycota; Leotiomycetes; Helotiales; Helotiaceae. Gene Ontology annotation, cellular component: cytoplasm.